This is a messenger RNA of Clavispora lusitaniae ATCC 42720, 600 nucleotides long. Lineage: Eukaryota; Fungi; Ascomycota; Pichiomycetes; Serinales; Metschnikowiaceae. The record is from RefSeq and is a predicted model, not a curated record.
AUGUCGUAUUCGUUUGAGACCUCUUGUUGGCUUUUUUCGGUAUGUCUGUUAAGCAACGAUUCGUACCUGUCAUCGUGGCGACGAGAUGUCCUAUCCGAUUCGAAGGACUUCUGGGAAUUCUUCCCUACUGAGGUUCUUCCAGUCUCGAGGGCCGCUCUUCUCUCGUCAAUGAGAGAGAUUCCGCCGCUAUCCUCUGGCGUGUCAAAAGUACUGGGCGGUUGUCUCAGAAUGCUAGGCGAAAGCGAGAGACCAAUGCGUCUAGCAGUUACAAUGGGGUCGGUGGCGCAAAACAAAGCAUUGAAAGCGUUUCCCUGCUUACCAAGCUGGUCAAUACACUCUAAGAGCCACAGUAUGAAACCACGACAAGCUUCCCUCAUGUUGGCUGAAGUCGUACGGAGCAACUGUUGUUCAAUUAACUUCAAGUUGUACUCGUUCUCCUCUAUUUCGUCGAUGACCAAGAGGGUUUUCGAGGCAUUGGGUCCAAGUUUCAUUGAGUUUGCCUCCUUUGCCUUCUGCAACUUGGCGUGCUUCGAAAUAAGAUCAUUCUGCCGUGUCUCUCGAAUGGCUAUAGCUCCCAUCUGCACCUUGAGCUUACUGUAG